AUGACUUCCAUCCAACUGACGGACUCUGACAUCCCUGACCUUUCUGGAAAAGUAGCAAUAAUAACGGGUGGUGCUUCAGGUAUUGGACUCGCGACCGCACGUAUUCUCGCCAGACACCAUGCCACAUGUCACAUCCUCGACAUAUCUGGUCCUCACACAGAUGACGGUCCAAACCCUGAGAAUAUCACAUUUCGGACUUGCAAUGUCGUGUCGUGGCUCGAACUGCGUACUGCUUUUAUGAGCGUUGGCCACGUGGAUAUUGUCGUUGCAAAUGCGGGAGUCAGCCAGUACGUGGAUCAUUUCGCCGACACGUUCGAUUCCGAUGGCUCACUGGAGGAGCCUGUGUAUCCCGUUAUUGAUGUCAAUCUGAGGGCUGUGCUCAACACAGUCAAGCUUGGUCUAUCUGCCUUCCAACGACAAGGUCCUGGUGGCAGUAUCGUGAUUACCUCGAGCGCGACAGGCCUGUCGCCAGAGCAAAGCUUGCCUCUCUACUCGGCUGUCAAAUGUGGUGUGAUUGGGCUUGUGCGUGCUUUACGUUCAACUCUUCCUUACACCCAUGGAGCUACAAUCAACACCGUGGCCCCUGCAGCGACCAUUACAAGGCUUCUUCCUCCAAAUCUUGCUGCACCAAUUAUUCAGGCUGGUGCUCCAGUAUCGAGCGCUGAGCAUGUAGGACUCGCAGUCGCGUUUUCCGCUGUCGGUUACCAAGAUAAGCAAGUCGAGGGAUAUGGGAGAGAUACGUCUGAGAUGAUCUCAAGUAGAGGCAGAUGGAAUGGUCGGACUAUUCUAACUCUAGGUGACACAUGGACAGAAGUGGAGCAACCUCUGGCGGAGCUGCGUCCACAAUGGUUUGGAGAUUAUACUACCGAGAUGACAGCGUUCCAACAGUCGCUGACAGAUAUGAGACCUCUAUCGAGCGAUGCAUCGUCGUAG
Aureobasidium subglaciale EXF-2481 is the source of this 933-nucleotide messenger RNA. RefSeq lists its product as uncharacterized. Lineage: Eukaryota; Fungi; Ascomycota; Dothideomycetes; Dothideales; Saccotheciaceae. The transcript is spliced from 2 exons. The coding region runs from base 1 to 933 and encodes 310 amino acids. The record is from RefSeq and is a predicted model, not a curated record.